AUGAGCCCCUUUCGGUUGGUAUAUGGUAAAGCUUGCCACCUACCGGUGGAGGUAGAGAAUAGAGCGUAUUGGGCCGUCAAGGAGUGCAAUCCAAGUUUGGGUGGGGCCGGAGUUGAGAGAAAGCUUCAACUAGUGGAAUUAGAGUGUUUGAGGUGGGAAGCCUAUGAGAACUCGAGACUUUACAAGGAGAAAAUGAAAGCCGUGCACGACAAAAACAUAAGAAGAAGAGAAUUUAGAGUCGGCGAUCUAGUCCUCCUUUACAAUUCAAGAUUGAGAUUGUUACCCGGAAAACUAAGAUCAAGAUGGGAAGGACCAUAUCAAGUGGAGAAAGCAGAACCCUAUGGAGUCUACCGUUUGCGCCAUCCCUCAAGUCCGGAUAUCUUCAAGGUCAAUGGGCACCAUCUCAAGUUGUAUCUUGGUGAGCAAAUGAAGAGCAACAAGGAGAUUGAGGUAUUCCUCUUAGAAGAUGCACCUCUUGGCAAAGAGCAAUGA
Arachis ipaensis is the source of this 492-nucleotide messenger RNA. RefSeq lists its product as uncharacterized. Lineage: Eukaryota; Viridiplantae; Streptophyta; Magnoliopsida; Fabales; Fabaceae. The record is from RefSeq and is a predicted model, not a curated record.